Molecule: messenger RNA, 222 nt
Organism: Phytophthora sojae
Lineage: Eukaryota; Oomycota; Peronosporomycetes; Peronosporales; Peronosporaceae
Exons: 2
Coding region: 1-222 (73 amino acids)
Source: RefSeq, a predicted model, not a curated record
AUGGCGCGCACCCCUAAGAUGGCCCAUAUUAAGGCGCAGCUGGUCGAGCGAGCACGACAGGAGGAGGAGAUCGCGGCGAUCACUGGUACCCUCAACUCACGAGUCACGCAGUUCGGCCCUCAUGCGACCACAGGAGGCGCCACAUCCACUGGUGAUGACAUCGAUGAGGAAGAGUCGGACGAGGAGGAGGUCGUCGCUGGAACUUCAAGUAUCUACAACUAA